This is a messenger RNA of Trachemys scripta elegans, 912 nucleotides long. It is a transcript of the gene FOXE3, whose product is annotated as forkhead box E3. The transcript has a single exon. Bases 1 to 912 code for a protein of 303 amino acids. The record is from RefSeq and is a predicted model, not a curated record. NCBI's taxonomy places the organism in Eukaryota, Metazoa, Chordata, Testudines, Emydidae. Gene Ontology annotation, molecular function: DNA-binding transcription factor activity, RNA polymerase II-specific; RNA polymerase II cis-regulatory region sequence-specific DNA binding. Gene Ontology annotation, biological process: regulation of transcription by RNA polymerase II; cell differentiation; anatomical structure morphogenesis.
AUGAACCCGGCCAGCUUCUCCUACGUCCCGGCCAUGUGCACCCCGCCCGGCUCGCCCGGGAGCCCGCCGCAGCAGCCCCCGCCGCCCGCCCCGGAGGAGCCGGCGGCCGCGGGCGGCGGGCGGCGGCGCAAGCGGCCGGUGCCGCGGGGCAAGCCGCCCUACAGCUACAUCGCCCUGAUCGCCAUGGCCAUCGCCCACGCGGCCGAGCGGCGGCUGACGCUGGGCGGCAUCUACCGCUUCAUCACCGAGCGCUUCCCCUUCUACCGCGAGAACCCCAAGAAGUGGCAGAACAGCAUCCGCCACAACCUCACCCUGAACGACUGCUUCGUCAAGGUGCCCCGCGAGCCGGGCCACCCGGGCAAGGGCAACUACUGGGCGCUGGACCCGGCGGCCGAGGACAUGUUCGACAACGGCAGCUUCCUCCGCCGCAGGAAGCGCUUCAAGCGGGCCGAGCUCGCCACCUACCCGGCCUACUCCGCCUUCAGCCCCGCCGCGCCCUACGCGCCCGCCGGCUACAGCCCGCCGCUGCCCGCCGGCGCCCCCUACCCGCGGGGCUUCACCAUCGACAGCCUCAUGGGCGGCGCCGAGCUGGGGCUGAGCCCCGCCGCCGAGCUGGGCGGCUGCCCUGAGCCCGCCUGCUUCCCGCCCGCCAGCCCGCUGGGCCGCGCCUACCCCUACUCCGCCUCGCCGCCGCCGCCCCACCUGCCGGGGCCCCCGAGCGGCUACUCCCCGCCCGGCAGCGCCCCGCUCUACGGCGCCGCCGGCCGCCUGGGCCUGCCGCCCGUGCGCGCCGCCGCCUCCUGCGCCGAGCACCCCGAGCCGCUCCUGGCGCUGGCCGGGCCGCAGUUCGGCCCCAAUCCCGCCUACAUGCGGCAGCCCGGCUUCGCUUCGGGACUCGAACGGUACAUGUGA